AUGGUGGCGUUCGCAGGUUGGAGUCUGCCAGUGCAGUACCGGGAUGGUCACACUGACUCGCACCUGCACACAUGCCAGCACUGCUUGCUCUUUGAUGUGUCUCAUAUGCUGCAGACCAAGAUAUGUGGUAGUGACCAGGUGAAGCUGAUGGAGAGUCUAGUGGUUGGAGACAUUGCAGAGCUAAGACCAAACCAGGACAAGGUCAGGGAGCUUCAGAACCAGGGCAGAGAUGUGGGCCUGGAGGUGCUAGAUAAUGCCCUGCUAGCCCUACAAGGCCCCACUGCAGCCCAGGUGCUACAGACCGGCAUGGCAGAUGACCUAAGGAAACUGCCCUUCAUGACCAAUGCUGUGACGGAGGUGUUUGGUGUGUCUGGCUGCCGUGUGACCCGCUGUGGCUACACAGGAGAGGACGGUGUGGAGAUAGUGCCAUCAGCGGGAGCAGUUCAGCUGGCAACAGCUCUUCUGGAAAACCCAGAGGUGAAGCUGGCAGGGUUGGCCGCCAGGGAUAGCCUGCACCUGGAGGCAGGCCUCUGCCUGUAUGGGAAUGACAUUGGUGAACACACUAUACCUGUGGAGGGCAGCCUCAGUUGGACACUGGGGAAGCGCCACCAAGUUGCUAUGGAUUUCCCUGGAGCCAAGGUCAUUGUUCCCCAGCUGAAGGGCAAGGUAUAAUGGAGGCGUGUGGGCUUGAUGUGUGAGGGGGCCCCGAUGCGGGCACAUAGUGCCAUCCUGAACAUGGAGGGUACCAUCAUUGGUACUGUGACUAGUGGCUGCCCCUCACCCUCUCUGAAGAAGAAUGUAGCGAUGGGUUACGUGCCCUGUGAGUACAGUCGUCCAGGGACAAAGCUGACGGUAGAGGUGCGGCGAAAGCAGCAGAUGUCUGUGGUCAGCAAGAUGCCCUUUGUGCCCACGAACUACUAUACCCCUGAAAAGGGGGAACCAAACCAAGAAGCUUUGGUUCCUGACUCAGGGUGGGGCUGUCCCCUCCAGGAAUCUACAAGGGGUUAG
This is a messenger RNA of Saimiri boliviensis boliviensis (Bolivian squirrel monkey), 1008 nucleotides long. The record is from RefSeq and is a predicted model, not a curated record. Lineage: Eukaryota; Metazoa; Chordata; Mammalia; Primates; Cebidae.